UUCUUUCAAAAUGGGCCGGCCCAAUUAUUAACAUAACAAAUCUAAAACCCUAGUUUCAUUCAUAUUAUCAACGCCUCAAAUAAUUGUGCGAGGAGUGAUCAAGAUUCAGCAGCAGCAGCAGCAGCAGGAGGAGGAUAUCUGAAAAUGAGUUACAAGUACCAUCAGUUUCAGGUUGUAGGGAGAGGGCUACCAACGGAGACAGAGGAGCAGCCGAAGAUCUACCGUAUGAAGCUUUGGGCCACCAAUGAAGUCCGCGCUAAGAGCAAGUUUUGGUACUACUUGAGGAAGCUUAAGAAGGUCAAGAAAAGCAAUGGUCAGAUGCUUGCUAUUAAUGAGAUUUUUGAGAAAAACCCGACGACCAUCAAGAACUAUGGAAUCUGGCUAAGGUACCAAUCAAGAACCGGAUACCAUAACAUGUACAAGGAGUACAGGGACACAACCUUAAACGGGGCGAUUGAGCAGAUGUACACUGAGAUGGCAUCUCGCCACAGGGUCCGUCACCAUUGCAUCCAGGUCAUCAAAACCGCCACCAUUCCAGCUAAGCUUUGCAAGAGAGAGUCCACAAAGCAGUUCCACAACUCAAAGAUCAAGUUCCCAUUGGUGUUCAAGAAGGUUAGACCCCCAACUAGAAAGCUCAAGACCACAUACAAGGCUUCAAGGCCCAAUUUGUUUGUCUGAGUCAUUAUUGACUUCUGUUUUUGUUUUUAAAUUUGGAAUUACAUGUUAGUUACUGAUUUUGGAUAUUUGGUUGUUUCAAAUGGAGAUUGGUAUUUUUCUUUUAGAAUCAUAACAAGUAAUGGUCAUCAUAUGUUAUGUGAUCGCCUUUCACUUA
Helianthus annuus (common sunflower) is the source of this 832-nucleotide messenger RNA. RefSeq names its product 60S ribosomal protein L18a-2. Gene Ontology annotation, molecular function: structural constituent of ribosome. The transcript is spliced from 3 exons. NCBI's taxonomy places the organism in Eukaryota, Viridiplantae, Streptophyta, Magnoliopsida, Asterales, Asteraceae. Gene Ontology annotation, cellular component: ribosome; cytosolic large ribosomal subunit. Gene Ontology annotation, biological process: translation. The record is from RefSeq and is a predicted model, not a curated record. Bases 145 to 678 code for a protein of 177 amino acids.